CAAAGAGAGCAGGACGCAUCUGUGCAGCUAGUUGACUUCUUUUUUACACGUUACCUGUGUACUCUCAAAACCUCAACGUUUUUUUUUUUUUCAACAAUUCAAGGAUUAAGAGUAACAUAUACAAUACAGGAACAAUGGUUGUCAUUAUAGGGCAGAUGCUCUUCCUGCUCUUCAGUUCAUUUUGCCACUGUGACAUCGAACGCAUCUUCCCCGGUGUGUGUGAGCCCAUGCGGAUGCCACCAAAGUUUCCCUGUGACAUCAAUGUCUGCAACAACUCCAACAUCAUUUCCAACUGUAAUCAGCGGCAACUCACCAACGUUCCUUCCGGAAUACCAGGAAAUGUGACUGUUCUCGACUUAUCCAAAAAUGAUAUUUACAAUAUUACAGCUGAGUCAUUUUCCAAUCUGUUUAAUUUGACUAUACUGAAUUUGAACUUUUUGAACUACAGAAAAAACAAAGACAGGGUCAUCAUCAAUUCAAUGGCUUUCAAAAAUCUGACAAAACUGACAGCUCUGAAACUGGUUAAAACUAACCUCACUGACAUUCCUACCAACCUUCCCCCGAAUGUCAGAAAACUUGAUCUGAGCAACAACAACAUUAUGUUGCAAACCAUGAACCUCAGCAGCUUAGCAAACAUCACACAUCUGUGGCUCACAAAAAACUGCUACUCGUGGAAUCCCUGUAAGAGUUCUGUGACGGUAGAGAACAACACGUUUGCUGUAAUGACCAAGCUAAGGAUUCUGGAUUUGACGUAUAACAACUUAACCGCAGUUCCUAAAGGUUUACCUCAAUCAUUAGAGGAGCUAAGCUUAGGAUUUAACCAAAUAGCACACAUAUUUCAAGAUGAUUUCUUGGGGUUAAAGAAUUUACAAGCUCUCAAAUUUCAGGGAAACUGUCCUAGAUGUGAGAACGCACCGUUUCCCUGUGUACCUUGCAAAAACUCCUCCCUGGACAUCCACCCUCUUGCCUUCAGAAGCCUAACACAGCUGGAGCGCCUGCACCUGGGAGGAAACUCCUUACGCAGGCUGGACUCUUCCUGGUUCCAGAACCUGACAAAGCUGAAAGUGUUGUACCUUUCCUUUAACUUAUUGGAAAAGGCAAUAACUGAGGACGCACCGUGUCUGCAAUACCUCCCACAGUUAAAGAAACUCGACAUUUCUUUUAAUUAUGAACCCAAGACCUACUCAAAAACUGUGAAACUUUCACGGGACUUUUCACAUCUUCACUCACUCCAAAUUUUACAGAUGGCAGCUUUGGUGUUCCAGGAGAUUGGACCAGAAACACUCAGUUCACUGUAUGGGCUCAAAAAUCUUAGUGCACUCAACUUAGGGACGAACUUUAUUAUUAAUUUCAAUUCAUCAGUAUUUAGCAAUUUUCCACAAACCAAGAUGAUAUACCUGGCAGAAAACAGACUGUAUCCAAUGCAGAGCAGUUCCAAGGCUAUGGAAACAUCGCCUGCCUCAAUCUGUCUGCAAAUGGCUUUUCAGCAGCACUUAACGGCACAGAGUUCUCUUCCCUGCCCAACCUGACCUACCUGGAUCUGUCGUACAACAAGAUAGACCUGGUCUACGACAAUGCCUUCAAAGAACUACAGAAACUCGAAGUCCUUGAUCUCAGUUACAACUCACACUACUUUAAGUCAUACGGGAUCACGCAUAAUUUGCAUUUCAUACAAAA
Cynoglossus semilaevis (tongue sole) is the source of this 1677-nucleotide messenger RNA. RefSeq names its product toll-like receptor 7. Gene Ontology annotation, cellular component: plasma membrane. Gene Ontology annotation, molecular function: pattern recognition receptor activity; protein binding. Gene Ontology annotation, biological process: toll-like receptor signaling pathway; positive regulation of interleukin-6 production; canonical NF-kappaB signal transduction. The record is from RefSeq and is a predicted model, not a curated record. Bases 135 to 1529 code for a protein of 464 amino acids. Lineage: Eukaryota; Metazoa; Chordata; Actinopteri; Pleuronectiformes; Cynoglossidae. The transcript has 3 exons.